Saccharomyces kudriavzevii IFO 1802 is the source of this 1902-nucleotide messenger RNA. RefSeq names its product Tos2p (gene TOS2). NCBI's taxonomy places the organism in Eukaryota, Fungi, Ascomycota, Saccharomycetes, Saccharomycetales, Saccharomycetaceae. The record is from RefSeq and is a predicted model, not a curated record. The coding region runs from base 1 to 1902 and encodes 633 amino acids. The transcript has a single exon.
AUGUCCAGUUAUUACCAUCAUACAGCAAAUAGCUCUUGGCACAAAAAAGAGGUUAUACCAGAGAAGUCUCGCAUAUCGCCGACUUCUCUUCAGAGGAAAACCGACUGCACAGGCUCGAAUUGCAAAGUGACUAAGAGCUCGUCUUCUAAUGUCACUGUUGCUGUGGCAGUGGCGGUCCCCAUUGGUGCUAUUCUUACAAUACUAUCCAUCGUUUUAAUAGUAGUAUAUAUAAGAAGCAGAAAGCACUCCCUGAUGAAAAACUUAGACCCGAAUUCUGAGGGUGACUUAUACUAUUUACCAAAGAUGGAUUCAUCCAUGAAUUCUGCAAAGUCAGAGACCAGUGCCACAGAAAAAAGAUUCAUUUAUGACUCUUACGAAGAUUUUCUGAAGCCGUCGGCGGAUAAUUCACAAUCUUUCAAAGAUUAUGUGAGAAAAAUUCAUGAGAGAGCUCCCGCCACUUAUAAUAUUGCUUCACUAGCUUCACAAAAUAACAGUAAAAUAUCGUUUUUCUCCAAGCGUGCCAACCCUUCGAACAGGGUUUUCGCCAAGUCAAUUGAAAAUUCAGAGACAUUACCGACAGUGUCACUGAUAUGCUUAGACACCGAGGAUGAUUGCGAUCAGAGGCGUUCAAGUUUCGAUAUUAAGAGAAAACCAAGAAUCAAUUACAAUAAUAGCCAGCUUCAGUUACAUCAGACAAAGUCUGAUGAGCUGGAACCACAGUUGUCGAAGGAAGAAGAAGAAAGUAUGGAAAGAAUAAGAAGCAUUUAUAACAUUUACUUCGAGAAAAGUAACAGCACAAUACAAUCAUCGGCUUCUUCGCUGCAGCGUGACUCCAAACCAAUUGUCGUUUCGGAAAUAAAUAGUAUGAAGAUGAACUCCCAAGACAACUUGAACGAUACUACAUUAGCUGAACAAACUCAAUUUGAAGGCGUAGAUGCCAAAGAAAGUGAUUCCAGUUCUACACCUAGUGACAGGUAUGAGGACGCGACAGAGUAUUUGCAAUUAUCAACACCGCAAAAUGCCAAACAAAUUGCAUCCUCCGGUUAUUCUGAAAUACCAUUUAAAGACAAAAAUCUUUCCAAACCCACUUUAUCCCUUACAAUGCCAUUAUUCAAUGCUACUUCAACGAGAGUUGCCUCAUCAAUAUAUUCUGAUGUGGUCGGAAAAGGUCAACUUGAUUCCUCUAAAGUGCCUAUACGGGUCCCCCCACUGGAGAUUCCGGUUCGACCAAUUCCUAAACACGCACAGCAAUACCCCGUGUAUCAUCCAAAUGGCAAAACCCAAGGUAAUAACAACUGCUACUACUAUAAUUAUAGCCCAUCACUAUUAGAACAUCCUCAAACUUUUGAGAGUAUGAGAGAUUUGCCAACGCCAACUCAACUCGCGUAUUCAACCUCCUCGCGUUCACUGACUUCAUUUAAAGGCAGGCCUAAGCCUUCAAAUGCGGUGAAAUACAUACCAACUCUUAGCCUCAAUGGGACGGCAUUGAAUCCGAUGGACCAUCCAGAAAUGUUUUAUGGUACAUGCACGGAAAUACCGUCAGCAGCAUAUUUAACGGAACAAGCUUGCAUGCCUCUUCCGCACCAACUUAGGCAAAGUAUCGUUAUGACUAACCCAGCAGACCUUUCCGUGAGAGCCCGUUAUAAACCAGCAGGAUCUUUGAGCCAUUUAAUGAGAGCCCAACACCUUCCCGGCAGCUCACUUGCUACUAUCACGUCAUCUUUUUUAUCUCAGCCGUCACCAAUGAUACCGAAAGUAAUCAACGUUCGCGUUAGUGGGUUAUUGGAUGACUCUGAUAUUUUGCAGCCGCCUAGUAUGGGCGAGAUCUUACCCUUUAAUGCCUCUGCAGACGACCUAAGGAAGCAACUGGGUUCAUCCCAUAAUUACGAAAUAAUACCAUAA